GCGUCCCGCGCAUAUUGCAAAUAUCUCGGCCCCAGGUUCGGUCUCGUCUCGCUCUCUCGCUGCUCAACUUGUUCGUUUCACACACACACAGACACACACAGACACACACAGACUCAGCAUGUGGUCAAAGAUUGCCAUUAGUGGAGCUCUGCUCGUGAUGGGUGGCGCUCUGGCCGCCAGCGUGGUGGAUAACUUCGCCUAUGUGGAUCGCUCCCUGGAGGUGGCCAUGCCCCAGGCAAAGCGUCAUGCGGCGCAGGAGUAACACGAAACGGCGGAAUGGAACGGAAGGGAACGGCACGGUACGCCAUGGAACAGAGUGAAACGGAACGGAGGAACUGUGCCGGAGGAAGUGAGAGAUCCCAGAACAACAGUUGGUUCAGUGUGCCAGAACCACUCGCUAGUUGUAAUCGACAUAUCAAAACUUACACCAUAAUCCCGCUUAUGUGCCACCCAUGUGCAUGCAUACAUAUGUACGUAUAUAUGUAUAUACUCGUACCAUGGGAGAGCCACAAGCCGCAAGCCACAAGCCACAAGCCACCAGCCACCAGCCGGAACUAGUCCUUGGCACUCCUCUGCUGCUGCUGCUGCUGCUGCUGCUGCUCCUCCGCCUCCUCCUACCUCCUACCAGUGGCCCCACGAACAACACCCCACAGAGGUGGCCCCCCACCCUCCCCCCUACAAUUAAGUUACACAUAUUCUAAUUUGUUGUUGUUUUCCUUUGUGUUUAUUUUUUGUAUCAUUAAUUUCUAUGUUAAGUGGCAAUUAAACGCCAAUGUCAAGCCAAA
This is a messenger RNA of Drosophila obscura, 785 nucleotides long. RefSeq lists its product as uncharacterized. The coding region runs from base 119 to 262 and encodes 47 amino acids. The record is from RefSeq and is a predicted model, not a curated record. NCBI's taxonomy places the organism in Eukaryota, Metazoa, Arthropoda, Insecta, Diptera, Drosophilidae. The transcript has a single exon.